CGUAGCCUAGUAGGAUGUGUUCAUUGAAGAUGGUGGCGGUGUGUCAGACGCACUGUCCGGCUCAUUUGUAAGAAUAUAUUUAUAUCUGUACACAUUUCCUACAUCGGCCACGCCUGACUUCAGCCUCUUCAGUGACAGCUUGUAGAGUGACCUGGUCCUCGGACCUCUUAGCUCUGCAGACAUGCAGCCCCCACCUCGGACUGGAACUCCCGGAGCCUCUGGCCCUCCUCCUUCUGGGCCUAAUAUGUUCCGCAGGACUCGGCCUCACAAGCAUACAGCAGCAGCCGCAGCCUCAGUGCCACCUGCUACCCAACCCAUGACAGACCCUUUUGCUUUUGUCAGAGCUCCUCCCCCUAUGGCCGCAGGUGGACCCCCGACAAUACCAAACAGCAACCCUCCACCAAUGCAAGCCCCACCCAACACCAUGUACUCUCAGGCUGGCUCAGGUCUGCCUCCACAACCACACGCACUGGAUGGUGUCCCUGCUGCUCCACUUGGUCCGCCACAGUCCUCUCUGCCAGGGGUGACCUUGUUCAACCCUCACGGUGCAGCAUCACCUGGUGUCUACCCAGCACCAAGUCCUACAGGAUACGCCUCCCCACAUACUGAGCAGGGCUAUUUUAAUUCAAGAGAACAGAUGCCACCCAUGGCCACCGAGCCCCAACCUGUGGCUUCACCCCCAGCUCCUAGUCAGACACCUUUGAACCAGGAUUUUCGAGGACAGCCUCCUCCUCAGCCUGUGCCCUUCCAGCCAGUGCCUCCCACCGCCUCCUCUUCUCAAUGGGCCCCUGAUCACGGAAGUCGCCCCCCUUCAGUUCAGAACUAUUUCCAGCCCACAAGUGAUCCUCCAUCACAGCCUUUUAAUAUGCCACCACAGAACCCGGUGUACCCCUCCCACACCCCUUCACCCCAUCACAGUGCCCCUACUCCCCCGACACAACAUGGACAUUCCCACACCCAGGCUACCCUUCCUCCCCAGAACCCUUUAAAUGCCCCUAGCUCUCAAUGGCCCGAUCCAAAUGCACCUCAGCCGCAUAACUCUCAUUUCCAAACUCAGAAUUACUUCAGUCAGAGCUCUGCACCCCAUGAGUCUUGGUUCAACCAACCUCCACAGGACUCUGGUUACCACCAAAUGGGAACUGGCUUUGGCCCACCUCAACCUCAGCCUCAGCCUCUGCCCCAGCAUGACUCUCCUGGAUCGCAACAUGGAUCCAACGCUGGGCCUGGGCCUAGUCCUGCUCCUGCCCCACUUCCGUACUCUCAGGAGUCUGGUACAAUCUCAAUGUUCUUCAAAGAUAAUGAUGUGGAAAAUGAGGAAACACUGGCUGGAGACAGAAAUAAGGCAGUGAAUGGUGUCCCUGAAUCCUUUCAGCAUCACAGUAACCCACAAGCUGCUCCACAAGCCUACACUGGCCAUGCAGACGCUCUUCUGGAUUAUCAAGGAGCUUCUGUGCAAGAUCAGUCACACCUACCGUACAUGAUUGAUGGUAAUCAUGCAUCACAAGGAAAUACCCAAAAGCCCCCAGAUUCCCAAUACGACCAUGUGGAGAAUUUGGAGUGUGUCCCAAACAUGGAGGUAUUACCUAGUGAAACCCAUGGCAGCCCUCCUGCUGCUGCUGCUCCUGCUCCUGCUCCUGCUGCUGCUGUCCAUGUAAUAGACACAUUUGAAGCAGGUCCUAACUUAGAGACUCCAGAUUCUAUUCCACGACCAAUAAGAUCUGCCAGCGUGUCCUCCAACUACAGCAACAUGAGCCAUGGAAGUGGAACUGGAACCAGCACUCGUCGACACCAGGGGGUAGUAGGUACCUUUAUUCAGCAGGAAAGCCCUCGUCUCACUGAUGAAGCUAACCUUUCCGCUGCUGCUGGAGGCUACUUUGAACAGAUUGACACUUCCCCAGCUGGAGAUACGGGUGCACAACAGAGCCCCGUGGAGCAGAUGUGGCCUCAUACACCUAGCCCCCCAAAACCAACCGGUAUCUUUCAGGCCAGUGCUAACAGCUCUUUUGAACCUGUGCGCUCACAUGGGGUAGGAGUGCGUCCUGUUGAAGUUGAUAGGGCAAAAAUGGUAGCCGAGGGUGGCGGCGAUUCUGUACCUGGCAACCUGGAGCAGCCACCAGAUAAUAUGGAAAAUAUCUAUGGGCCAGGACAUCCCUUACCUGCUGGGGCUGCAAGUGGUAUACCCCAUCCGACGCAUCCAGUGGUUCAUUCUCACUCCCGACCUUCAUCCCGUGCUUAUGUUGCCAGUCGGCCCUGUGAGAGCCCUGCCACAACUCUGUGGGCUCAGAAUGAUCCUGCUAGCUUAAGCGCUAACAUUCUUCUAGCUCCUGCUGCUCCGACAGUUCUUGCCCCUUUACGAGAGCCCAGUGCUGAUGUCAUCCAGCCUCCAGAGGAUGGCCCAUUGGACCUCCAGCCUUCACAGCGAAUCCCACCAACAUCACAGCAACAUUCAGAGAACCUAGAAAACCCACCAAAGGUCACCAAAGAUGCUCAACAGGGGUUAAGAGUGGAAGGGAAUGCCCCUGUCCAGACCCCGGCCUCUUUAUCUACCCCACAGGUACCACCAGCACCCUCCCAAGCAGCUGCCGUUUCACAGCAGCAACAAACUGAACCUCCUAAGACAUCAGAUUCUCAGGCUGCACCACAGGGACAAAAUGAUGCUCCUCCUGUUCCAGUGAGUGGAGCACAACAUCCCCCUGGCCAUUAUCCACCUCCAGCGCAGGGGCCGCCCAUUGCAGGGAGUGUCCCUCCUACUGCUGCUCCAGGCCCUCCAGGGCCUCAGGGGCCAGUUCCUCCGGGGGCCUCCCAGCCCGCUCCUACAGAGCCACCUCGACCACCCUCCUCUGCGGGCAGCCAGCACAGCUACGGGCCCCAUCCUGCAGUGCCAGGGCAAGUGUAUGGAGGUUAUUAUGGUAACUAUGGAGAAUACCCGGAUGGCAGAGCACCUUAUCCUCCUGGCCAGUACCCACCUCAACCUGGGGAUCCUAGGCUACAGCAAUAUUAUGAUGGUCAGUACAGGAACAGAGCAGAUCCUUGGUAUGGAAGAUAUGAAGGGCAGAACCCAGCCUACCGUGAUCCAAACUACCAGUACAGGGAGCCUCAGCCAGAGCGACCCAGCUCCAGAACCAGUCAGUACUCUGACAGGCCUUCAUCCAGGCAAGGCUAUCCUGAGAAUUACCCCAGACCAAACCGAAGUGCCUAUAGUUAUGCGGAUUAUGCAGAAUACGCCAAGCACUAUAAUUAUGCAGGAUACAACUAUGGACAGUAUGACCCUCGAUACAGAGGAUACUAUGAUCAGUCCUACUGGUAUGAUGACGCCUACAGAGGCAGAGAAGGCUACUAUAAUCAGCGUCCGUAUACUGGCAGGAAAGAAGGCUACGAAAACCAGUGGAUGUACUAUCCUGGUUAUGAUGCCAGUUUUGAUGAUGAGUACCGUGGUGGUGAAAUGUGUGGAGAUGAGUUUGACCGACGCAGCAUCCACAGCGAGCAGUCGGCACACAGUGUGCACAGCUCCCGGAGCCAGCACAGCAGACGAAGCAGCUUCAGCUCACGGUCUCAACAGAGCCAGGUGUACAGGAGCCAGCCUGACUUAGUGUCAGCAGUCUAUGACACCACAGCAUCCACUAUGGCUGUGGACUACUCUUAUGUACAUUAUCCAGACCAGACUGACCCUGCACAGAACUGCAGUCAGUACAUGUUUCCCUCUGAGUACAAUGCAGAUAGCACCUGGAACGCCCCUGAACAACCUCCCCCUCGUCCUGCAACCCCAGAGAAGUUCACCAUACCCCAUCGUUGUGCCCGCUUUGGACCCGGUGGUCAUCUGGUCCAAGUUCUGCCUAAUCUCCCCUCAGCUGGGCAGCCUGCUCUCGUUGAUAUUCACAACUUGGAGACCAUGCUGCAGGAUACCCAGGACCAGGCAGAACUGCGAAGCUUCCCUGGACCUCUUGUUAAAGAGGAGACCCAUAAAGUGGACGUGAUCAAGUUCUCCCAGAACAAAGCACUCGAGUGUUCCCGUGACAACAACCUCUUGGACAGAGAUUCUGCUCGCCUACUUUGGGACUUCAUUAUGCUCCUCUGUAGACAGAACGGGACUGUGGUUGGCACAGACAUCGCUGACCUCCUGCUGAAGGAGCAUCGGUCUGUGUGGCUGCCAGGCAAGAGUCCUAAUGAAGCCAACUUGAUUGAUUUUAACAAUGAACCUCUGGCACGAGCUGAGGAGGAGCCGGGAGCUGGACCACUAUCCCUUCUAUCGGACACCUUCAUGACUGUGCCAGAGAACGUUGGCAAAGAAACUGAACGCUUCAGGGAGCUGCUGCUGUUUGGCCGCAAGAAGGAUGCACUCGAAGCAGCUAUGAAGGGAGGUCUCUGGGGCCAUGCCCUGCUGUUGGCCAGUAAGAUGGACAACAGGACACAUGCACGUGUCAUGACCAGGUUUGCCAACAGUUUGCCUAUCAAUGACCCUCUUCAGACAGUGUACCAGCUGAUGUCAGGGAGGAUGCCUGCAUCAGCCACUUGCUGCGGAGAGGAGAAGUGGGGCGACUGGCGCCCUCACCUGGCCAUGGUGCUGUCGAACCUCACACACACCCUGGACCUGGAUACUCGGACAAUCACCACCAUGGGGGACACUCUCGCUUCCAAGGGGCUGAUUGAUGCGGCACACUUCUGCUACUUGAUGGCUCAAGUUGGUUUGGGAGUUUUCACAAAGAAGAGCACCAAGAUGGUUCUGAUUGGCUCCAACCACAGUUUCCCCUUUUACCAAUUUGCAACCAACGAAGCAAUCCAAAGGACUGAGGCCUAUGAGUAUGCUCAGUCUCUGGGCUCCCAGCCCUGUUUACUGCCUAAUUUCCAGGUGUUCAAGUUGAUCUAUGCAUGCCGCUUGGCUGAAGUGGGCCUGAGUGCUCAGGCCUUCCACUACUGUGAAGUUAUCUCUAGGACUGUCCUCAUGCAGCCAUCCUACUACUCUCCUAUUUUUAUUAGCCAAAUCAUACAGAUGUCUGAAAAGCUGCGGUUCUUUGACCCACAACUGAAAGAGAAGCCAGAGCAGGAGCUGUUCAAUGAGCCUGAAUGGCUGAUCCACCUCCGACAGCUGGAUGGACAGAUCAGGACGGGGGUGAUUACUUACAAUGCAGACAGAGCAACUCCUACACAGUUCACCUGCAGCAGUCCCAGCUCUGACUUGGACCAGCCCAGUCCACCUGAACCUUACAACAUGCCGCUGGAGCUGGAUGGCCCCACCCCUGACAACCAACUAAUGAGCUCAUUACUACCAGGGCCUCCACCACAGGGGGUACAGCUGAUGCCUCCAGCUCCCACCUCUAUCCUCCAAGAUGGGAUGGCCCCACCUCAGCCCUUACCCCACAAUGAUAUGCCCCAGUUCUACCCAGUGCCCCCUGUUGGACCACCAGGACAGAUCCCCAUGUCAGGCUACCCUCCACAAGAUCCCGGCUUCGCCCCGCCUCCCUUCCAGCCUCAACACGACCAGCCUGAAAUGUAUCCAGGACCUCAUCAACAGCCGUGUCCCCCACCUUCUCAAAUGGGCCAAAUGUCACCACAUAUGCCCCCUCAGAUGCCGCAUUCACCUACACAUAUGAACCACCCGCCACCCCAGAUGCCACAACACAUGCCUCCUUCUCCUGGGCACAUGCCACAUUUCGAGCAGUCGCCCUACAUGCCACCAGAGAUGCAGGCGGCACAACCGAUGCCGUCCUCCCCACACAGAAGCUCCCUCACACCUCAGAGGGACUUCUAUGACCACAUGGCUCAAAUGGGUCCCGGAAGGCGAUCCAGGUCUACUUCACAGUCUUCGAUGCAUAUGCCUUCAGGACGCCGUUCUCGCACCACCUCUGAGUCCUCCACUCACUCUGGUGGAAGAGAGCGGAGCAACUCGGCUAUCAAGCAGGUCUCACCACCCCCACCUUCUAUUCCUGAGCAGCCCCGCAAAGAAGAGGCCAAGAAGGCCAAGAAAGACUCCCCGAAAAAGACCGCUGGCGGCGGCGGUGGUGGCAGCUGGCUUAGCUGGCUCUAUAGGAAGGGGAAGAAUGAGGCUCACCUGCCAGAUGACAAAAACAAAUCUAUUGUGUGGGAUGAACAGAAGCAGAAAUGGGUCGACUUGAACGAGCCAGAGGAGGAGAGUAAGCCCCCUCCACCACCUCCUUCUGGGUUCCCCAAAAUGGGUCCAAUGCCUGGCCCUGGAGGACCUGCCGCACCUCCGGGUGGUGGUCCUCCUGUCAACAUGUUCUCCAGGAAAGCAGGUGCAAGGAGCAGAUAUGUGGAUGUUCUGAAUCCCAGUAGAACGGUUCAACCAGGUGGAUUAGCUCCUGCCCCUCCUGUGGACAUCUUUGCUCCUCUGGCACCGAUGCCCAUGCCCGCUAACCUAUUUGUGCCUAGUUCAGCUCCUGACGAUCAACAACCUCUGGAGGGCAGCGAAGGAGGAAAUCAGGAGCAGAAUUCACCAAAUACCAGCGCUGCUCCACAGAUGUUCAACCCGACGUUGCUACCACCUGCCCCAGAGGGUCCUCCCGUGCCUGAUGGGUCACAGUCUGGGGAGAGUCAUCCUGCCCAGGGAGCUCCACCCACUGGAGGCGUCACCUUUUAUAACCCUGCACAGUUUGCACAGACAAGUGCACCAUCAGGAGGAGGACUCCGCUCUGGUCGUUUGGUCGGUCAACGCCAGUACCCAGUGAUGAAGUAAACAUCAUCCUAGAAAGAGAUUGUAAACAGACUUGUUGGAUAGAGAGAUAUCCUACCUGGAAGUACAUGAAGCACAUGGACAUACUGCUCUCUGUCUUAAGGACCCUUCUUUCUGCCUGCACCUAAGAAGAGCAUAAUCACAGUCUCCAUCAUGUUGGUCUUUGUCAAACAGCUUAACCACUCUCUCUCAUCUUUUUUUCUUUAGUUCAGUUAUCGUCACAGGUGUAUUUUUUUUAUUUUAUUUUAUUUUUAACAGGCAGGGUGUUUCUUCGAAGGGCUUACUCCUGCAUUCGAACAGAAAACAGGCAGUUGUAUAAAGGGUUUUUACUCACACACAACAGCUUAUUCAUGGAUGCAUUCAUUCACAAGCUGUAUUUCAUGUAGACGUCAUUUAGUGUAUAAUAAAUAUGUUGCUCCUCUAAGCUGUCCAGCUUCCCCUCGAACGCAACACUGUUAACUGUUAACACAAUCAUCAUUUAGUUUUCCCUCUUGUGUCUAAAGUCCAGAUGUCCUUGAUUGAUUGAUUGAUUGUGUGUGUGUGCGUGUGUGUAUGAUGGGUGAUGGAUAGAAAGGAAGUAGCACCUUUUUAAUUUCAUAUUGUGGACUUUUAUGUGCAUUUUUGCAGUUCUUCAGUGUUCUUCUGUCAACUGAAGAUGGCAGUUUUGUGUGAGAAUGAAAAUUGUGUCAAUAGUGCAUCGUCUGCUGUGUUGUUCGCUUUCCCUCAGUCGCCCUCCAGUAAAAGGAAGGAUGUUGGAUGACGUGCGAGAGAGAGAGAGAGAGACACUCGUGCUCGGCUUCGCGACCUGAGCGUUGGAGAAGGUCUGCAGUGUUAAGGAUGCUGCUCGUUUCAGAUAUUUAUUUACAUGUCCUCCUGCCCGUCAGCAACUUCUUCACUUUAAAAGACGUGUCGGGGGGUCUUUUCGUCCAAGUUAGGCUCAAACUUCUCACCUGAGAAAUUUGACAAUAUCGCCGAAAAACAAAGGGUGACUUCAGAACAGCAGGAAUCGGGAUUGAAAUCGCAUUUUAAAUGUUGCUAAAAAAAUAAAUCUAUCCAAAUAUUUGUAUAUCAGAUUGAUUGUAUUUAUGAGCUGUAGGCAUAAAAGUGUGUGUGUGUGUGUGUGUGUGUGUGUGUGUGUGGAGAGCAACUAAUUUUUUCUGAUUAGCUUUGAUGAAAUGCAUUUAUGAUUCACUAAAGAUGACAUGGAUUCAUAUUCUGAUCAUUUGUAUCGGCCGCUUCUGCAAACAAAUAAAUCUUUAUCUAAAUUGUGAAAUGAGAACUAACUGUACUCGAAAUACUUCCUUGUUAUUUGAGUUUACUAAUAUGAUUUUUAUUUUAAUCACUUGUCAUCCCAAAUCCCCUGCUUCUAAAAAAAAAAAUUUUCAGAUUCAGUGAUUUUUGUAGACAUAAGUUAAUGAUUUAAAACUUGCCCUUUUGCUGAAAAGAAGCGAUUGUUUUGCCCAAUGUUUUAGAAUUCCUCGUGUAAAACUCUUGACAUAAAGCAGUGAAUACAACAAGUAAAUACUAAUGGAAAUAAAGGUAUUUUUGCGCCCUGUAGCACUUUGAAAA
Messenger RNA from Scomber japonicus (chub mackerel), 8254 nucleotides. RefSeq names its product SEC16 homolog A, endoplasmic reticulum export factor (gene sec16a). Gene Ontology annotation, cellular component: endoplasmic reticulum exit site; ER to Golgi transport vesicle membrane. Gene Ontology annotation, biological process: autophagy; COPII vesicle coat assembly; Golgi organization. The transcript has 31 exons. Lineage: Eukaryota; Metazoa; Chordata; Actinopteri; Scombriformes; Scombridae. The record is from RefSeq and is a predicted model, not a curated record. Bases 182 to 6688 code for a protein of 2168 amino acids.